GGUGUAGUGAGAGCAGUGAUCUGUUGCGGUGACAUGUGCACAGUGGUGCCCGAUUCCGGUGAACUAGAAAUGGAAACAGUUGAAGGCUCCAAAAUGGAAGUGAAGAUUCAUUUUGCCGGUGAAGUGGCGCAGCUUUUUCGAGCUGAUCUUGAAACGGACAGUGUUUGUUUUCGUUUCAGAGCUUAUUUUACCUGA
This is a messenger RNA of Gongylonema pulchrum, 195 nucleotides long. The record is from the annotation of a GenBank genome assembly. NCBI's taxonomy places the organism in Eukaryota, Metazoa, Nematoda, Chromadorea, Rhabditida, Gongylonematidae.